AUGUCGACGACGCAGAGCGUGCAAUGCUUCGGCAAGAAGAAGACGGCCACCGCCGUCGCCCACUGCAAGACCGGCCGUGGUCUGAUCAAGGUCAACGGCCGUCCUCUGCAGCUCGUCCAGCCCGAGAUCUUGCGCUUCAAGGUCUACGAGCCCCUCCUGGUUGUCGGUCUUGACAAGUUCGCCAACGUCGACAUCCGUGUCCGCGUCACCGGUGGUGGUCACACCUCGCAGAUCUACGCCAUCCGUCAAGCCAUCGCCAAGUCCCUCAUCGCCUACUACCAGAAGUUCGUCGACGAGCACUCCAAGAACCUCCUCAAGCAGGCCCUCGUCCAGUUCGACCGAACCCUCCUCGUUGCCGACAACCGCCGCUGCGAGCCCAAGAAGUUCGGUGGUAAGGGCGCCCGCUCCCGCUUCCAGAAGUCUUACCGUUAA
Molecule: messenger RNA, 432 nt
Organism: Fusarium falciforme
Lineage: Eukaryota; Fungi; Ascomycota; Sordariomycetes; Hypocreales; Nectriaceae
Exons: 3
Coding region: 1-432 (143 amino acids)
Biological process (GO): translation; maturation of SSU-rRNA from tricistronic rRNA transcript (SSU-rRNA, 5.8S rRNA, LSU-rRNA)
Cellular component (GO): cytosolic small ribosomal subunit; ribosome
Molecular function (GO): RNA binding; structural constituent of ribosome
Source: RefSeq, a predicted model, not a curated record